AUGAGUAGUACUCUGCAGUCUUUCUUUGAUACCUUGGAGAAGGCGCUGGGCCAAGAUAAGAUGACAGGGACAGAGGAAGAAGUUUUAGAACAGCUGUACGAACUCAGCGACGAGGCGAAGCGGAAGGAGUUCCUGGACGACCUGUUCAGUUUCAUGCAGAAGCGAGCGUUUUUGUUUGCCUGCCGACGUUGUCUCAAUGUCGAGCAGCCGGGCGUCAUCGGUGACAACUGUUUGUUAAAUACUUCAGUUGUUCAGAUGUGGCGCGCAUGGCCAACUCGACGAGGGCACCGCAUAGUGUGCGUGACGUGUAGAGUGAAUAGAGUGAAUAGAGAGAGCGCCACCACCACGAAACCGUUCCGCCGUCUGUAA
Molecule: messenger RNA, 369 nt
Organism: Soboliphyme baturini
Lineage: Eukaryota; Metazoa; Nematoda; Enoplea; Dioctophymatida; Soboliphymatidae
Source: the annotation of a GenBank genome assembly